Molecule: messenger RNA, 858 nt
Organism: Candida tropicalis MYA-3404
Lineage: Eukaryota; Fungi; Ascomycota; Pichiomycetes; Serinales; Debaryomycetaceae
Gene: SOU1
Product: Sou1p
Exons: 1
Coding region: 1-858 (285 amino acids)
Cellular component (GO): intracellular anatomical structure
Molecular function (GO): oxidoreductase activity, acting on NAD(P)H, oxygen as acceptor
Source: RefSeq, a predicted model, not a curated record
AUGUCAAAUAAUCAAGAACAAAAAGUUAUUUCUUAUACCAAUGCUGAAUUGGGACCGUUACCUACAAACCCACCUACCUUACCUCAUCAUGCUCUUGAAUUAUUUUCUCUCAAGGGUAAAGUUGCAUCAGUUACUGGAUCUUCAGGUGGUAUUGGUUGGGCAGUUGCCGAAGCUUAUGCACAAGCAGGAGCUGAUGUUGCUAUUUGGUAUAAUUCUAAUCCAUCUGAAGAUAAAGCCGAACAUUUAAUUGAAACUUAUGGUGUUCAUGUAAAAGCAUAUAAAUGUAAUAUUAGUGAUCCUGAAGAAGUUAAAAAAACUAUAAAACAAAUUGAAAUUGAUUUUGGUACAAUUGAUAUAUUUGUUGCUAAUGCUGGUAUUGCUUGGACUGAUGGACCUGAAAUUGAUGUAGAAGGAUAUGAUAAAUGGAAAAAAAUUAUUGAUUGUGAUUUAAAUGGAGUCUAUUAUUGUUGUCAUGAAGUUGGACAAAUAUUUAAAAAGAAUAAAUCUGGUAGUUUGAUAAUCACUUCUUCAAUGUCUGGCUCUAUUGUUAAUAUUCCCCAAUUACAAGCUCCAUAUAAUGCAGCUAAAGCAGCUUGUACACAUUUAGCUAAAUCAUUAGCUGUUGAAUGGGCAAGUUUUGGUGCUAGAGUCAAUUCUAUAUCACCAGGUUAUAUUGUAACUGAAAUUGCACAAUUUGCCGAUAUUGAAAUGAAAAAGAAAUGGUGGCAAUUGACCCCAUUGGGUAGAGAAGGAUUACCUCAAGAGUUGGUAGGUGCUUAUUUAUAUUUAGCUUCAAAUGCUUCUACUUUCACCACAGGGGCAAAUAUUGCUGUUGAUGGGGGUUACACAUGUCCAUAA